AUGGAUGGAUUCCGGCUUGUGAAACUCAAUGAAGUCAUCAGACAAGUUGACAUCGUCAUCACCUGCACAGGCAACAAGAACGUGGUGACCAGGGAACACCUGGACCGGAUGAAGAACAGCUGCAUCGUCUGCAACAUGGGGCACUCCAACACCGAGAUCGACGUGGCAAGCCUGCGUACACCCGAGCUGACCUGGGAGAGGGUGAGGUCCCAGGUGGACCAUGUCAUCUGGCCAGACGGAAAAAGAAUAGUCCUUCUGGCAGAGGGCCGCUUGCUGAACCUGAGCUGCUCCACCGUCCCCACCUUCGUCUUGUCCAUCACUGCCACCACACAGGCUUUGGCUUUGAUAGAGCUCUACAACGCUCCCGAAGGCCGCUACAAACAAGACGUGUACUUGCUGCCUAAGAAAAUGGACGAGUACGUGGCAAGCCUUCACCUCCCAACGUUUGACGCCCACCUGACAGAACUAACGGACGAACAAGCAAAAUACCUGGGACUGAAUAAGAACGGACCUUUCAAACCAAACUACUACAGAACGCGGUCCGGCCAGGAAGGGGAGGGCGCGGCUGGCGCUGUGACGCGGCACGCUUGGCAGGACGCGAGCCCUUUGUAUCUGGCGGCAGCUGUCACCCAGACGUGGCGAAUGGCGGAGCGAUGCCAUCCGGCCAACUCGGAUGACAGCUUUAUUUUUAAAGUUUGA
Molecule: messenger RNA, 699 nt
Organism: Phaethon lepturus (White-tailed tropicbird)
Lineage: Eukaryota; Metazoa; Chordata; Aves; Phaethontiformes; Phaethontidae
Product: putative adenosylhomocysteinase 3
Exons: 7
Coding region: 1-699 (232 amino acids)
Biological process (GO): L-methionine cycle
Cellular component (GO): cytosol
Source: RefSeq, a predicted model, not a curated record